AUGACUACGCCUUUUAAGCUGCUUAUCUUUGGAGAUCAGACCUACCAUGUACAUCCCCAUCUCCGAGAGCUGGUGCAAUCGAAUGAGCCAAUCCUAGUGGAAUUCCUUGACAGAACCUAUGCCGCCUUGCGUACGGAGCUAUUUCGUCUCCCUCCCGAGCUUCGAGAGGCCCUGCCACGGUUCACGAGCAUCACAGACCUGGCAUUAUGGGGUGAGCAGUCGGAAGGUGUUCAUUUGGUAGCUUUAGACAUGGCAGUGACCUGCCUAUAUCAUCUAGCUGCAUUUAUUAGUCGGUUCAGUCAUUCAUACCCAUUACCAGAGGAAUGCCAUAUACUUGGUCUUUGCACGGGUACCUUGGCAGCAUCCGCAGUGAGCUGUUGUACAAAUGUCCUGGAGUUGGUGCCAAUAGCUAUCGAGACGGUUGUUGUCGCCUUCCGUACGGGUCUCCUCGUGUCAGAUGUCGGAAGCCGCAUAGAGGCUCACGAUAAUUCCGAACCCUGGUCCUUGCUGGUUCCCAGUUCUGAUGCAGCCCAAGCUGUGCAGGACUUUUGUCAGGGGAGCGCUCUACCACUCACAUCGCAACCCUAUAUCAGCGCAUAUUCACCCAGCUGUGUCACUGUCACCGGGCCUCCCAGUAUCCUCUCUCAAUUAAAAGAUACAAAACUCUUCCAGGGUCUGAAUAUCAGGUCAAUCCCUGUUUAUGCUCCAUAUCAUGCGCGACACCUUUUCUCUCCAGAUGAUAUUGAAGAGAUUUUGAGGCCGGUGCCGGCCGCAGCCGGGGCCCCCAGACUCCCAGUUAUCUCAAGCAUUACUGGAGAUUAUAUCACCGCGCCUGACAUUAAAUCUCUCCUCAAAGUAUCCUUGGAGCAAAUCCUGCUUGACAAGAUCGACUGGAAUCAGAUUCUGGAAAAGUUUACGGGGUCACUGACAAACGUCACUCAGUCAACAUUUACAGUUGUUCCGUUCGGGACCCUCGCUGACCAGACUAUUUACUCAGCCGCACGGCAGGAGUCCUUGAAAGGUAUGCAGCUCCCGCAUCAUGUCAGACAAUCGUCCGUUCUCGAGACUGUCAAUUCAGGACGAAAGUCUAAGAUCGCGAUUGUCGGUAUGUCCGGAAGAUUUCCAAACGCCAGGGAUCGCGAGGCCUUCUGGGACCUUCUCUACGAGGGCCUUGAUGUGCACAAGGAAGUCCCUCCCCUGCAUUGGGAUGCCAGGACUCAUGUGGAUGUGAGCGGAAAACUAAAGAAUACGAGCGCAACACCAUUUGGCUGCUGGCUUGACGACCCGGCGGCGUUCGAUGCUCGGUUCUUCAACAUGUCUCCCCGGGAAGCGCCUCAGGUAGACCCUGCCCAGAGAAUCGCGCUGAUGACUGCAUACGAGGCGAUCGAGCAGGCAGGUCUUGUACCUGACGCAACUCCGUCAACCCGAAGAGACAGAGUUGGUGUCUUCUAUGGUGUUACCAGCAAUGACUGGAUGGAAACGAACAGCGCUCAGAAUAUUGAUACCUAUUUUAUCCCGGGAGGAAAUCGGGCCUUUAUUCCGGGGAGAAUCAACUAUUUCUUCAAAUUCAGCGGGCCCAGCUAUGCUGUUGACACGGCAUGUUCGUCGAGUCUAGCUGCAAUUCAUGUGGCCUGUAACUCUCUGUGGAGAGGGGAUAUUGACACUGCCAUUGCUGGGGGUACCAAUAUUCUGACAAAUCCGGACUUCACAGCGGGGCUAGAUAGAGGUCAUUUUCUAUCAAGAACGGGAAAUUGCAAAACGUUCGAUGACGAGGCAGAUGGCUAUUGCCGAGGAGAGGGUGUCGGAACGGUCAUUCUAAAGCGUCUUGAGGAUGCACUUGCAGAAAAUGACCCAAUUCAAGGAGUGAUUCUAGGAGCGUAUACCAAUCAUUCCGCUGAGGCAGACUCUAUCACCAGGCCACAUGUUGGCGCUCAACGCGCAAUAUUUAGGAAGAUCCUUAAUGAAAGCGGCGUUGACCCAUACACAGUCAGCUAUGUCGAGUGUCAUGGAACCGGCACCCAGGCUGGCGAUGCCACUGAAAUACAGAGCGUUUUAGACACGUUUGCUCCUUCCACCUAUCCUGGGCGGGGAGACAACCAACCUCUUUAUCUGGGCUCAGCAAAGGCCAAUAUUGGUCACGGUGAAGCGGCAUCUGGAGUAUCAAGCCUGGCCAAGGUGUUGCUCAUGCUAGAGAAGGGCUUUAUUCCACCCCAUUGUGGGAUCAAAACAAAGAUCAACCACAAGUUCCCAGCAAAUCUGGAGCAGCGCAAUGGUCUUUUUGAAUAA
Aspergillus bombycis is the source of this 2286-nucleotide messenger RNA. RefSeq lists its product as uncharacterized. Gene Ontology annotation, molecular function: fatty acid synthase activity; 3-oxoacyl-[acyl-carrier-protein] synthase activity. Gene Ontology annotation, biological process: fatty acid biosynthetic process; secondary metabolite biosynthetic process. The record is from RefSeq and is a predicted model, not a curated record. Lineage: Eukaryota; Fungi; Ascomycota; Eurotiomycetes; Eurotiales; Aspergillaceae. The coding region runs from base 1 to 2286 and encodes 761 amino acids. The transcript has 4 exons.